UUCUUCGUGUUCUAGCCCCGGCUUGGAAGAGGUCUAUGAUAAAAUUUCAUUUGAAUUUGAAUUUUGAAUCAGUUGUUGCUUGCACGUUGUUGCGAACGGUUGUGUGCCUGGUUGGAGUUGCCUUGAGAGAGUUGCGUUUUUCGGCUUUCCACGUUUUCCAUUUUCUUUUCGGGGAAAAUUAGGAUUUGGACUGCAUUUGAGCUGCAUAUAGAGUGCCUUUUUUGUGGUUAUACAUAGACAGUGAGUGGUACGAGAGUGGGACCAAAAGCGAGCCGCUGAGCAGUCACAUUGGCCAUACGAGUGUUGAUCGUCGAACCGUACGGAUUCGUUCCCCCGGAGUUUUAGAAGUGCCUCAACCCCCAGUCAGUGCCUUAACGGAACCGUUGUAGUGCAAAGUGCAGUGCGCGAAAGCAAAUUACAAGUGAAGCAAAUCUUCCUUUACGGACUGUCUAACUUUUCAACGCCUUUUUCAAAAUGAGGGAAAUCGUUCAUCUGCAGGCCGGUCAGUGCGGAAACCAGAUUGGUGCAAAGUUCUGGGAAAUCAUCUCCGAGGAGCAUGGAAUCGACGCAACCGGCAUUUAUCACGGCGAAUCAGAUCUGCAACUGGAACGUGUCAGCGUGUACUACAAUGAAGCCUCAGCCGUCUCCCGUUCGUCGGGUGGCAAGUAUGUGCCACGAGCAAUCUUGCUCGAUCUGGAACCGGGUACCAUGGAAGCCGUUCGCUCCGGAGCAUACGGUAAACUGUUCCGUCCGGACAACUUCGUCUUCGGACAGUCCGGUGCAGGCAACAACUGGGCCAAGGGACACUACACGGAGGGGGCCGAAUUGGUCGAUGCCGUGCUAGAUGUUGUGCGCAAGGAGUGCGAAAACUGCGACUGUUUGCAAGGAUUUCAACUGACCCACUCGCUGGGAGGUGGUACCGGAUCCGGUAUGGGAACGCUGCUGAUCUCCAAGAUUCGCGAAGAAUACCCCGACAGAAUCAUGAACACCUACUCGGUGGUCCCAUCGCCAAAGGUGUCCGACACGGUCGUGGAACCAUACAACGCCACCCUGUCAAUUCAUCAGCUGGUUGAAAACACCGACGAAACCUACUGUAUUGAUAACGAAGCUCUGUAUGACAUCUGCUUCAGAACUCUCAAGGUGCCAAACCCAAGCUACGGUGAUCUGAAUCAUCUUGUUUCGCUGACCAUGUCUGGAGUUACCACCUGCCUUCGUUUCCCAGGUCAGCUGAACGCUGAUCUGAGGAAGUUGGCCGUCAACAUGGUGCCGUUCCCACGUCUGCACUUCUUCAUGCCUGGAUUUGCUCCGCUGACCUCGCGUGGAUCACAACAGUACCGUGCCCUGACCGUUCCAGAGCUCACUCAACAGAUGUUCGAUGCCAAGAACAUGAUGGCUGCCUGCGAUCCACGACAUGGACGAUACCUGACGGUGGCUGCCGUUUUCCGAGGACGUAUGUCCAUGAAGGAAGUCGACGAACAAAUGCUGGCCGUUCAAAACAAGAACAGCAGCUACUUCGUGGAAUGGAUUCCGAAUAACGUCAAGACCGCCGUCUGUGAUAUUCCUCCAAAGGGUCUGAAAAUGUCGUCGACCUUCAUUGGAAACACCACUGCCAUCCAGGAGCUGUUCAAGCGUAUCUCCGAGCAAUUCUCCGCUAUGUUCCGUCGUAAGGCUUUCUUGCAUUGGUACACUGGCGAGGGCAUGGACGAAAUGGAGUUCACCGAGGCGGAGAGCAAUAUGAACGAUCUGGUAUCGGAGUAUCAGCAGUACCAGGAAGCGACGGCUGACGAUGAGUUCGAACAGGAAGAGUGCGCCGACGAAAUGGAAGGCGAAUGCGUCUAAACCAACCACCCCGGAGGCAUCCAACGGUUGUCGAGAAGCAUUUUUACUAUUUAUUACUUUUAGUUAGAUAAAUCGAGCCGAUUUUUAUGUGCAUACAAACCGAAGAAAUAGUCUUUAUGGAAAUCCUAACAAUUCAUCUAAUCUCGGAUCUCAACAUACUUACUAAUGGACAAAGCAAACCAGGAUUUGGUAUUCGAAAUUGAAGCCAUAACGAUUUCCGGCAAACUCUAAAACCUCAAUCACAUAAAAAUCAUCAAUCAAACUAAUAUUGUGUAAGUAAGAGAGCGAGAGUGUGAGAUAGUGUUGAAUUUGUACGUGGAAGCCUAACUCUUUCCCACCAAACGGCCAUCUUUACCGCAGCGAAACACGACUACGAAAGUCUACAUUCAGGCAAUAUUUCUAGGGAAAAGAAAUAACUUGCGUUACUGAGGCGUUACGACUUUCAAGUCAAACCGGCCGUGACGGUGGCUUGCGAAGAGUUAGGUCACUCCAAAAGGUGAAGUUACGAAGGAAGAGGAAGGAGAGAAAAACGAUGAAGCUGCCAAUCGAACGUAGUUUGUGGACCAUUUUGCUUCUUGCUAUACGAUUCAUGUGCAUCAUACAUUUAGCAAUAUAUCCAAAGAUUUUUGUGGAAAGGAAGUUCGGUUAAAGAAAAAAAACGUCAAAUGUCAGCCAGUCUUUUGUAUUUAUAAUUCGUUCUCUUCAGGCAAGAACAAUCACUAUGAAUAACGUCGUUCUGAAAUCUUUUGAUUAUAUCGCUAUUUGAUCUUUAUUAUUUUGUGUAUUUAGAACCUACAGCAAAAACCAUCUAAUAUGUAAAAUACAGGAAUUGUCAGUUUUAUUUUGAGUGAAAAUUUUAUAGACUUAUCAAUCUACGCUAUAUCAAAAUACACGCAAACAUCGAUACAAACCGACGACGAUCUGGGACAAUUGAAAAGUGUUAGAACGGAAAAUAAAACAUAUUUUGUAUUUAUUUGUAA
Molecule: messenger RNA, 2819 nt
Organism: Aedes albopictus (Asian tiger mosquito)
Lineage: Eukaryota; Metazoa; Arthropoda; Insecta; Diptera; Culicidae
Product: tubulin beta-3 chain
Exons: 4
Coding region: 475-1839 (454 amino acids)
Biological process (GO): mitotic cell cycle; microtubule cytoskeleton organization
Cellular component (GO): cytoplasm; microtubule
Molecular function (GO): GTP binding; structural constituent of cytoskeleton; GTPase activity
Source: RefSeq, a predicted model, not a curated record